Penicillium subrubescens is the source of this 1977-nucleotide messenger RNA. RefSeq lists its product as uncharacterized. Lineage: Eukaryota; Fungi; Ascomycota; Eurotiomycetes; Eurotiales; Aspergillaceae. The coding region runs from base 1 to 1977 and encodes 658 amino acids. The record is from RefSeq and is a predicted model, not a curated record. Gene Ontology annotation, cellular component: chromatin. The transcript has a single exon. Gene Ontology annotation, biological process: DNA-templated transcription; regulation of transcription by RNA polymerase II. Gene Ontology annotation, molecular function: RNA polymerase II cis-regulatory region sequence-specific DNA binding; DNA-binding transcription factor activity, RNA polymerase II-specific; zinc ion binding.
AUGUCUGUCUCGACAGCCUCCAGAAGAGAACCGCCCUAUCGGCCAUUCCAAUGUGUCAUCUGCCAGGCACGGUUUAGUCGAGGCGAGAACCUCAAACGCCACGCCGCUGUACAUAACCGGUCUCAAGACCAAGGGUCGUUGGCCUGUCCGCUAUGCCCAGUGACAUUCUCUCGGGCGGAUCUGAGGAGCCGCCAUAUGAAGAGGAAGCACCCAGAGCAAGAAGGUCGACGACAACCUCCAAAGCGGGUACGGCGUCCGACCGCCACUCAAGAUAUCGAGAGAUGGACUGAGCGAGCCGAUGAAGCUGGCUCCUUGUCCCCUGCAGAGAGCGAGAUGGAUGGGCUAUACCAUUCACAAACAGGAGACCAAGCAACCAUCCACUCGCCCGGUGACCCGCAUGCCAUUGACAGAAUUGUGCAGUGUGCCAGUAACUUGGAGCGAAAUCUACUUCUAGAAACCUCUCUGUUCGGCAACUCCCAACAAUUCCAUGGCUCUUGCCUCCAAUCGACCUCAACAACACAAACCGAAUCUCAGGAACCCUCUUUCGCCAACCUCGAUAUCCCGCCCGAUAUUUCGCAUGCGCUCUUAAUUACUGGCCUGACACCGCCCCAAGAAGAAACUUCCCUAUCUCCCUUCCAAGUCACACGAGGCUGCGACCUUUUCUUUACGCACAUUUCGCCUUUCUUCCCGUUUGUACACCAAUCUACAUUUGAUAUCGCUCAGACAGCGCCUGAGUUGAUCCUCGGCAUGCUUUCGCUUGGCUAUCAAUAUGGUGAAGAUCCAGACAUGGGUGACAAAGAAGGAUCGGGCGCGGGCUUGUCUAUGCGCUGCUUUCAUCAAGCUCGAAUCAUGAUUGCUUCGGAAGAAGCCAACACGGGAGACCAUUCCCAUAACUUGUCCACUGUUCAGUCUUACUUGCUUCUCCAAAUAUGCGCCAUGAUGUAUCUUUGUGGUACUGAUUCAGCAUAUGGGCUCAAAAUGCAUUCCAACAUGAUUUCACUCGCCCGGGCCAGCGGCAUAAUGCAGCCAAGACCGACCGAGCCUUCCACAGCUACAGAUUUGGAUUCGUUAUGGCGAGAAUUUGUCAGAGCCGAGUCACACAAGCGAACGGUCUUUGCUGUCCAUCAGAUCGACGCACUCUGGUACCAAUUUCUGUCAAUUCCUCGCUUAAUCUCACACCUGGAGAUUAAGCAUGACUUACCGUGUCCCGAAGGUCAUUGGUCAGCAUCUUCUUCUGCCGAAUGGGCCCAUCGCCGUCUCGUGGCCAACAGCCCUGGCACUCCAGUACAGUACGCGGACGCAGUUCGACGCUUUCUGACCCCUGAUUCAGAUCUGAGCACUCUUUCUGAUUUUGAUCCAUACGGAGCGAUCAAUGUUGCGCAAUUUUUGAUUUCCAGCGCCCGUGAAAUAUCAGGUUGGUCUACUAUGACGGGCAUGCUAAGUAUGGAAAGAUUUGGAUGCUUGAAGAACUCGCUCAUCAUUCUCCUACCCUUUAUAUAUCCCGAGAACUCAGCAUCGACACAUGCAGUGAUGUGUAUGGCUACAUGGCAGACAGCUAUGCUCGAACUACAGAUGUGGUCGCCUUCACAUACUGGUGGUAUUGUCGGAGGAACCAUGGACGCCAUGUUGAGUCAAUCGACUGCUCUGGCCCCUACGUACGAGUUCUUGUGCGAUGUCGACACUGCCAAAGCUAUUGAGCCACAUGUUCAAUGGUUCCUGCAGUAUCUGGAUGAAACCCUAAUCGCGGACACCGAAGCCCCCUGGAUCACAUUAUAUGCGUACAAAGCAUUCUUGAUUGCCUGGCAGCUUGUCCGUGGCGGUGUGGCAGGUGCGAUGCAAAUUGUUGGUGUAGCCGAUGGAGAUUCCGCUGGAGCUGUGUUGUGGGCGAGAAAAAUAUUCGAGCGCAGACGGCGGUGGAGAGUCGGCCGGUUGAUUCUUUCAUGUUUGGAUGAUCUUGAAGGUCAUGUUGGCAACUGA